CAGCCGACUACUCUCGCCUACAUUUCAGGCGAGGCGAGCCGCCUCUAAAACGAGCCUAAUGACUAAUCCGGUUUCAGUUUGAAAAAGGAAGCUGCACAUUAGGAUAGUGAAGUAGAGGAGGAGUCAUCAAUCAUUCAAACCAACGCUUCUCACAUUGCUGUGUCAGACUGUCACCGGUUCAGAAAGGAAAAUAACUUAAAACUGCAAUGGACAUCAUAGAACCAAUCCUAGUCAUCGCAGAAAAGCUGUACAGCCUCUGUGAGGAGGUGAAGGCCAACAAGAAGCGCUGCAAGCGCUUGGCUCACCGUGUGUACACCCUGGCUGAGCUGGUGAAAGCCGUGAAGGUUCAUGGCUUUGGGACUGAACCCGAACAGGUUAUAAAUGGGCUUGAAAAUCUUAAACUCACUCUGGAGUCAGCAGAGAAGGUAGUGAAGAAAUACACUUCCUUCAGCUAUUUGAAACGGAUUGUCAAAGCGCAUGACCUCGGCGAGGAGUUCAGCGGCCUAAAUGAGAGGCUCAACGAUGCAGCUCAAGUGCUUUCUCUAGCGCUUCAGGUUGAGCACAGAGCAAGUAUAGAGAAAGUGUUUCAAGAAGCAACACGGUGGCGGGAAGAUGAAGAGGACAGACAGAGUGACUCUCUGGAACUUCGGGAUUUGCUCCAGUCUUUAGCUGAGGAGAGCAAAGGAACGAGCACAAUGGUUGAUGCUGUACAGAAGACAGUUGACCAAACUCAAAAAGAGGUGCUGGACAUUAAAGAAAUCCUGGAAUCAUUGAAAAAACCCCAACUUCAUCUGCAAGACAUUAGAGAGAUUAAACCAGAAGAACUGACCUACAGUUUUCCUAAAAAAACCCUUAUGAAGUGCAGCCAUUCUGAGCUUUACAAAGGGACGUACAACAAAUUCACUGUGGCUAUCAAGAGAUACUCAUGUCCGACAUGCACCAGCCCCAGUGAGCUGAGGAGCAUUUUUAACAAGGAGGUGGAAACCAUGAAGCGCUUUGAGUCGCCGAAUAUCUUAAGAAUGUUUGGGAUCUGUGUCGAGAAUGAAAACGGACCAAAUGCAAGUUACCUGAUAGUGAUGGAAUACUGUGAGAAGGGAAACCUUCGACAAGUCCUGGACAGUAACUGCAAUCUGCCCUGGGAGAGAAAGACUCAGAUGUGUCUGGAUGCAGCGCAGGGACUCUACAGGCUGCAUCAGUCAGAGGAGAAGUUUAAAGUGCAUGGCUCCAUCAAAAGCAGUAAUUUUCUAGUGGCUGCUGGCUACAGAGUGAAGUUGGGAGGCUUUGAGUUGGCAAAAACAGAAAUUUCUCUUCAGAAGAAUAAAUCCAAAAGGAGCAGUGCUUUACAUUACAGCUCUCCCCAGCUGCUUCAGAAUAUCAACCAUCCUUACGACAAAGCAUGUGAGAUCUACAGUUUUGGCAUUGUCUUGUGGGAAACUGCAACACGAGAGAUUCCUUUCAAAGACUGUACAAACCCCACUCAGGUCUUCCAAAAAGUGUGUGCAGAGAAGGUCAUGGAGCCACUUCCACCAGACUGUCCUAAACCGCUAAUAGAGCUCAUCAAUGCCUGUCGAUCAUUCGAGCCCUUCCUACGACCAACGGCAGGAGUAUUGGUCGACAAGCUCAUUAAAAUGGUGGAAGAGGACUAAUGGAGGACCACUGCAUCUCUAACCAAGGCUGCUGGCAAAGUGUCCAUAUAUAUUCUGAUGAUGCAAUCUGUUACGAUCAACCUGGGGAAUAUUCCAGAAAGCAGGAUAAACUUAGUGUCACCUAAACCAUUGUUACCUAAAACCUUGUUUACUUGGGUUACAUGAUGCAUAUAAUAUUGAUAUUAUUGUGAAUGAUUCAUCCAUGCACGUUUCUUUCUUUUUUUUUUUUGGACCAUGUAAUUUUUUAUCAAAAUGUCAUAACUUACGUCGUAAUUUAUCUGUGAACAACAUUCUUCUCUCUGCUGACAUCACUUCUCCUGUCACGUGUAGUCCAAGAUAAAGACAAAGUUG
Molecule: messenger RNA, 1997 nt
Organism: Labeo rohita (rohu)
Lineage: Eukaryota; Metazoa; Chordata; Actinopteri; Cypriniformes; Cyprinidae
Product: mixed lineage kinase domain-like protein
Exons: 11
Coding region: 207-1646 (479 amino acids)
Biological process (GO): protein phosphorylation; cell surface receptor signaling pathway
Molecular function (GO): ATP binding; protein kinase activity
Source: RefSeq, a predicted model, not a curated record